Cyprinodon variegatus (sheepshead minnow) is the source of this 6193-nucleotide messenger RNA. It is a transcript of the gene reps1, whose product is annotated as RALBP1 associated Eps domain containing 1. The record is from RefSeq and is a predicted model, not a curated record. Gene Ontology annotation, biological process: endocytosis; endosomal transport. Bases 526 to 2982 code for a protein of 818 amino acids. Gene Ontology annotation, molecular function: protein binding; calcium ion binding. Lineage: Eukaryota; Metazoa; Chordata; Actinopteri; Cyprinodontiformes; Cyprinodontidae. Gene Ontology annotation, cellular component: cytoplasm; plasma membrane. The transcript has 19 exons.
CUUCACAGUGACGGCAGGAAUGGCGGCUAUGAUUACUAGAGGAAGGAGCCCCAAGACCCUGAAACUUUACUUCUAACGGCCCAGUGGAAGAGUCUGCCUCGGGCAAGGAUCAGAAACAGCAUCCUGCCGAAGAUCCAGGGGAGAGGAAGUCCUGUACUCCGAGACCAACGCGGCUCAUGUCCGGAUCGAGGAGGUGGACGCACUUUGCUAGUUUAGCCCGCUGUUCGUGCUGCUGACUUUGAUUCAAGGUAGCCGUGUUAGCGGCUGGCCACUUUGGCUUGGCUGCCCAACAAGUUAACCAACAGUGUGAAAGCUAUCAAUAGCUGGGGAACCGUGCUGGGGUCUGCGUUGUUUUACGGCGUUAGGGACGCUGAGGGUGAACGGGGAGCACAGUUUAACUGCUAACCUCACCGUUAGCCCAGUCAGGAUCCUGAAGUCUCAUCCGUUUUUGGAUCCUGCCCCAGCCAUUGGCUAAGGGGGCUAAUCAACCAGCUAGUCCGCUUUCCAGCCUCUCUAGUCACAACCAUGGAAAGUCUAACGCUGAGUGAUGUCGAGCAGAAAUACUACUCGGACUUGUUCAUCUACUGCGACACAGACAACACCAAAAAAGUGGCUUCUAAUGGGAGAGUUCUUGACCUUUUCCGGGCGGCCCAGCUACCCAGUGAAGUUGUCCUCCAGAUCACAGAGUUAUGCGGAGCCACUCGGCUGGGUCACUUCGGACGAAGUCAGUUCUACAUCGCAUUGAAGCUCAUCGCCAUCGCCCAGUCUGGGCUACCCCUGAGGGUGGAAAGCCUUAAUUCGGUCAAAGAUCUUCCGCUGCCCCGGUUCGUGGUGGGAAAGAACGAAGCAGAAGCGAGACACGCAGCCCUGUACCAGGAUGCAGACAGCCAGGGCUUAUACCCAGCCGCUGGAACGGCUUUAAUACCCCGACCACCUGGCAGGGGUCACCAGAACAAGAAAGCCCCCCCCUCCUCCACUUCGCUUCCAGCCCAUGAGGUCAUCCAGCCCCUGGCACCCAGCAUAGAAACUCAGCCUGAAACCACGUCCCCGGUCAUCUCACCCCACCAGUCUCCCCCCACCUCCCCUCACUCCUGGAGGAAGCACAAACGGCAACACAGUGGAGGGAACACAGACAGGCAGCAAGUGGUGGCUGCGAGCGGAGCUGUGUGGACGCAGUUCAGAGAGCCGCAAACAGGGCCUGGAACAGGUGAUGGCAUGUGGUCGUCCCACUCGCCCCCUCCUCUUCCAAGCCAAGAAAGCUGGGUCAGUUUUACAGCAGACACCCCGCCCUCCAGCACGCUUCCAGCAAUGCACCCGUCAUCAGUCCAGGAAAGCACAACGAUACGAACCGUCGCCUCGGCCACGACGACCAAUGAGAUCCAGCGACAGUCCAGCAGCUACGACGAUCCCUGGAAAAUCACAGACGAGCAAAGACAGUAUUACAUUAACCAGUUCAAAACCAUUCAGCCUGACCUCACUGGCUUAAUACCAGGUUCAGCUGCGAAAGAAUUCUUUACUAAGUCAAAGCUACCUAUUUUAGAGUUGUCCCAUAUUUGGGAGCUGUCGGACUUUGAUAAAGACGGAGCGUUGACCCUGGACGAGUUUUGUGCCGCCUUUCAUUUGGUGGUGGCCAGAAAAAACGGCUAUGAUCUUCCAGAGAAGCUGCCGGAGAGCCUCAUGCCGAAGCUGAUCGACCUUGAUGAUUCAGCAGAGGUUCCCGAGCCGGCGGCUGAAGUUGUGUACUCUGCUUCCCCAGUGGAGGUCACCCCCAACAAAUCUCCCUCUAUGCCUUCCCUCAACCAAGCGUGGCCAGAGAUGAACCAGAGCAACGAGCAGUGGGAGACGUUUAGCGAGCGCUCCUCCAGCUCACAAACUCUGACCCAAUUUGACUCUAACAUUGCACCAGCUGACCCUGACACAGCCAUCGUCCACCCGGUCCCCAUCCGGAUGACUCCCAGUAAGAUUCACAUGCAGGAGAUGGAGCUCAAGAGGACUGGCAGCGAUCACAAUCAUCCUACUAGUCCUCUACUGGCAAAACCUCCAGAACUGUCUGAAGAAACCAAGCUGCCCCCUACCAUGAAAUUUGUAGCUGCCAACACCGUUGGUGAUGGAUAUAGCAGUUCUGACUCAUCUAAUUCAGACCAGGAGCCAGUGACAAGGCAAAGGUCUCAGUCAGGUGCGUCUCCAGAGGCUCUAAAGGUUGUAGCCCCACCUCCUCCCCCUCCCCGCCCCCAACAGUCCCACUCUCGCUCCUCAUCUUUGGACAUGAAUCGCACCUUUGCUGCCCCAUCUGCGCCAGGACAGCCUCAGCCCUCUACGAUAGCUUUCCCCCCUGCAGUGCCACCUCGACCGCUGCCCACACAGACAUCGGUACCACUCACUGGGCAUCGGGUAGAAUCAGAGGGUGUUCCUGCGGGUGGCACUGUGCUCACCGCCACAACCUCCCCGCAGCAGAUUCCUCAACAGCCAAACUUUGCAGACUUCAGCCAGUUUCAGGCCUUCGCUGCCUCUGAGCAGCCGUCCAGCCUGCCGGAAAUCGACAAACACAGUGAGGCAGGACAGGUGGAGAAGAUAUCAGAGGGAGCUGGCCCUUUAAGAGCAGUAAAAAGUGACGGUCCAGCAGAUGAGAGAACAACAGCUACAGUCAACUCCGCCAAGUGCUCGUCAGGCCCUCUGGCUCCUCCACCAAAGCCCGUUCGUCGGAGGUUGAAGUCUGAAGACGAGCUUCGACCAGAAGAUGAGCAACUCGGCCCACAGAAAGCCGGCGCCAUCGCUGCUCCUCUCACUGCUCAGCCCUCCAUCCCCAGAUCGAUUGGAAAAGACAAAAAGGCAAUUCAAGCUUCCAUCAGAAGAAACAAGGAGACAAACACAGUAUUGGCACGACUCAACAGUGAACUACAGCAACAACUGAAGGACCUGCUGGAGGAGAGGAUAUCUCUGGAAGUCCAGCUAGAACAGCUCCGACCUUUCUCCCACCUUUAACCAAACAACAUGGAGCAGAACUCUGCUGUAACUAAGAGGAAGUCCGUGGACGUCGCUGUGACUCUCCCUUCCUCCGCUUCUCCUGCCCUCCAUCGUUGUUUCUCUGGUGGGGCCGUGGAUGCCACCGGCCGUUUAGUUAAAUUAAACUCUCGCUCUCAGUUGCACAGUGGACGGCCAUGACCACACAGUCUUACCCUCAGAGAAGAGUGGAGCAGAUUUCAACCAUCCGGCACUUUUAAGAUCCUUUUUUUUUUUUUUUUUUUUUAACAAAGAGGUGAAACUGAUAACGACAGAGAAGCAUCCGACUUUAGGUCCAUUGUGAAGAUGAAACACGAGGUGUCUGAGUGCUUCAGACUCUUUGAGUGACAGAAGAAGGAGGGAGAGUGUGAUCAUAGUGUUUGUGUGACUGUUUUUUGUUCUAAUUGCUGUUCAUUGUACGUCUGGCUCUGUCACAUCAAGCUUCUGAGGAAAACCGGGGUAAUUUAAGGAGAGAGAAACACUUUGUUUACUUUGUGAGGGAAACGCAUACAGAAAUAGUUUAUUAGAUUAAAUCAAAGUCUUUUGUGACUCAGUAAAACCUUAUUCAGCUACACUUUUAUCCCAAAGGAGUACAUAACAUACAACUUUGCAAAGACUUAGGCGGGACAGUAAAGAUUCAAACCACAGCAGCAGACAGUGGCUCUUGGAAGAGAGAGUUCAGAAGUUUUAAAGGAAGUUAUAAGUUGAUAUCUCACCAUCAGUAGGUAACGCUCAUGUUGUCUCGAUUUAGUAUGAAUUCAGAUAAUCUAAUCUCGUACCUGAAGCAGUCAGCCAGUCUGUAUUAGGCUUUCAGGAAACAAUCCUACUCUGAAAAAUCAGUUCUGCAGAUGCUGUUCUGUUUCCUUUAACGCUGUCAGGGUUACAUUUGGUGGCGAUUUACACAGAAGCUGGAUUUAUGGGCUAAAAAAGUUUGGAGUUGGUGCACCACACCAGCGAUGAUCUUCCUGAAUGAAACGCACUAAAAAUGCAACCUGAAAAGCUUUUCCAAACGAAGUAAAUGGGUUAAAGAAAAGCUGAUUAUGAUUGUCGUCUAUCAGUUUUAUUGAUGUUUACUUGAACUUUUUUAACAGGUGUUUCACACAGAAAGGUUGACGCUGAUCUGCAUCCAACCUCCAUUCCCCAUGUAAUCAAUGAUUGGUUUCUUUUUAAAUGACCGAAAAUGUAAAGGUACUCAAAAUACUUUAUGAAUAUAUGACCAUGACAGUGGAAAUGUUUUAAAACCGUAGAUACCUUUGGUGCUAACGGUUGGCUUUAGCUGCAAUUAAUUUGAAUUUUCGCACUGGAUAAAGACUAAUAAUAUAUUUAUCUGCAGAAGGUGAGAUUUAAAAAAACUUUUAAUGUUUUAACUGAACUUCACUUGAAAAACUUCUGAGCUAUUCUGUUUAACACUUCCGCUGUAGUUUUAGGCAGAAUUGGAGGGAAAAAACCUGCAGUUAUUCGCAUAAAUAAAGAGAACUGUUCUUUUUUUAUUUUUAAAUAUCUUCCAGCCACAAUAAAGACUGAAAAUUGGACUACUUGCAGGUUGUUAUUGUAUCGCCUCAUUAAUUUGAAAAGUAGGCGUAACCGGCUCUUUGUUCUUAAAAGAACCCAACACAAGCAGGUUUCCCACAGUGGUAAGUUCAUUAGAUGUGUUUUUAAAAAGUAGUGAGAGGCUUUGUUGACAUUCUUUCAUUAGAACUCAGUCUUGGUACUUCCUGUAUGACUCUACAUAUAUAGAUCUAUGUUUGAAAGUGCUGUUUGUCCCUUCACGUUAUAAGGACUGAAUGGUUUGACUUCAUCCAAAAAGACUGAAGUGUUGCUCCUUCAUUUCUACAUGUGCUGCAUUCAAAGACAAAAGCAACCUUUUUUCCCUCCUUUUUUCAUAAUAUUUCCAGUUCUAUCUGGGCUUCACAUUUCAACUUUCUUUAUUUUUUCUGCAGGCUACAAUCUGUAUUCAUUCACCUUUUUUUUUUGUUGUUGAAGUCAUAAAUAGCAAAAGCAGAAGUUCGAUUUGAAGGCUUUGGCGGCAGAAAGCUGCUGCAUUUAUGAAGAAAUAAGUUUGGGGAGAAUUUUCCUCUAUCUCCACUGCCAACAGGUGUGCACAGAUCUGAUGGUGCAGGGAAAGAGUGCAUGGGGGAGAAAAAAAAAUGCUGUUUUCCAAUCAGGCAAAGCUGUGCUAUGCAAGUAUGUGCGAUAUACCCUCACUGAGCGGUUUUAAUUUACUGUACGUUCUCUUGAUCGUAGCAGCUGUGUGAACAGUGUAUCCGGUUUUGUGUCCGAUCUUCCAGAAACCAUCUGCAGUAUGUUUGUGAUAUUGGCCUUUAUUCUUCUGGUACUGAUAAACAGUUUGCUUUCCCACUGUAUUUCUCAGCUCCAGAGGAGGAAAAAAAAAAAUCUCCAACUCAGUGUUUUGUUUUUUUACGACCCUUUCUGGGUGGAGAUGAAGCCCAACAGGAGACCAGUCAUCAAAAUGGGAGACCUGAAUGACCCAACUGCACUUUGACUGAAUCCACUUGUUGGUUCCUGUCUGCUUUACUUCUUUUAUCUGCUUGUUUUGUCUUGUCUUUGACACAUAUUUAAAAGAAAAAAAAGCAACCAAGUUGAGUCUCAUUUCUUCAACACUACCUGGAAACGGUCAAAUCAUUUGUCAGCGUCUUAUUUCAUAUUUCAGCUUCUGAAUGUUUUGUCUGUUAGUGAAGCACCCGUCUUCUAAAGCCUUACUCUUCCUGAUUGGUGUUCAGGUUUCCGUAGCAACUGACUGAUCUCUACCUUUUUUCCUCCUGCUGUUGUGGGUGAUGGUUUACUCUUCAUGUGUGUGUGUGCGAUAUUGUUUGGAAACUGGAUUAAACACCUUCCAGGAAUAUUUUCAUGUCUGCUCGCUCAGCUGUUCCCUCUUACUCCCUAAUGCCCCCCAAAACAAAAAAAAGCAAUUCAGACAGGCAAAAGCAAUCCAUCUCCAUGUGAACUUUUGAAUGCCAUUUUCUCCCAGCUCUGCGUUCUAUGUUGUACAUGAUAUACACUUUUGGACUCAUGUAAAUUUGCAUUAAUUGCUGACUAACAGCUGAAGAAUAUUCUAUUUAAUUCCUUCCUCUCUUGGCUGUGGGAUCCUAGAUGUUUAACUGCAUGGAUGUACUGUAUCUCUGCAGAGUUAACUAGCAGCUGUGUGAUUUUUACACAAAAAUAAAGAAAAAAA